Messenger RNA from Physeter macrocephalus (sperm whale), 1306 nucleotides. It is a transcript of the gene ARRB2, whose product is annotated as arrestin beta 2. The record is from RefSeq and is a predicted model, not a curated record. The transcript has 9 exons. The coding region runs from base 157 to 846 and encodes 229 amino acids. Gene Ontology annotation, biological process: positive regulation of ERK1 and ERK2 cascade; G protein-coupled receptor internalization; signal transduction. Gene Ontology annotation, cellular component: cytoplasm. Gene Ontology annotation, molecular function: angiotensin receptor binding. Lineage: Eukaryota; Metazoa; Chordata; Mammalia; Artiodactyla; Physeteridae.
UGUGGGGUAGACUUUGAGAUUCGAGCCUUCUGUGCCAAAUCACUAGAAGAGAAAAGCCACAAAAGGAACUCCGUGCGUCUGGUGAUCCGAAAGGUGCAGUUUGCCCCAGAGAAACCCGGCCCCCAGCCUUCGGCUGAAACCACACGCCACUUCCUCAUGUCUGACCGGUCCCUCCACCUUGAGGCUUCCCUGGACAAGGAGCUGUACUACCAUGGGGAGCCCCUCAAUGUCAAUGUCCACGUCACCAACAACUCCACCAAGACUGUCAAGAAGAUCAAAGUCUCUGUGAGACAGUACGCCGACAUCUGCCUCUUCAGCACCGCCCAGUACAAGUGUCCUGUGGCUCAGAUGGAACAAGAUGACCAGGUGUCGCCCAGUUCCACGUUCUGUAAGGUGUACACCAUAACCCCCCUGCUCAGCAACAACCGGGAGAAGCGCGGUCUCGCCCUGGACGGGAAGCUCAAGCACGAGGACACCAACCUGGCGUCCAGCACCAUCGUUAAGGAGGGUGCCAACAAGGAGGUGCUGGGAAUCCUGGUGUCCUACAGGGUCAAGGUGAAGCUGGUGGUGUCUCGAGGCGGGGAUGUGUCCGUGGAGCUGCCUUUUGUUCUUAUGCACCCCAAACCCCAUGACCACAUCACCCUCCCCAGACCCCAGUCAGCAACCCCCCACCCCCCCACUCUCCUCCUCCCCUCAGCUGCUCCUGAAACAGAUGCCCCUGUGGCCACCAACCUCAUUGAAUUUGAUACCAACUACGCCACGGAUGACGACAUCGUGUUUGAGGACUUUGCCCGGCUUCGGCUGAAGGGGAUGAAGGACGAGGACUACGACGACCAGCUCUGCUAGGAAGGGGGGCUGGAAGAAGGGAGUGGGUGGUGCGGGGAGGCGCAGGGGCAGGACCAAGACCCCCACUGUCACUGGGGGGGAUCCCAGCCUCUCUUCCUUUCCCCUCCACCCAGCGGCUUCCUCAACCACCCCCUCCCCUCCCUCCCUCCCCCAUCCCCCACCAGAUACACACUGGACCCAUCUCUUGUGGAUCGAGGGCAUUAAUUUUUUGACUACGGCUGUGCUUCCCCAGCCCCCCAGUGGGUGGCAAGCUGGGUUUGUACCUAAAUUUUUUGGAGGGGGACACUGAAGAGGAUAGUAGGGAAAGGGGGGGAAAGAGCUCCCACAUUCAACCUCACACCAACACCCCCUCCUGUCACUAUCUCUGCCUCCCAUUCCCUCAGGAUGAGACCCUUUGGGGGGCAAGGCCAGUUCUUUGCUUCUGAGCAUAAAGAAGAAAAUAAAAACCUUUUAACAGGCA